UUGCUGGUUUGUAUUCGCAAGGCAUUUGUUGCGUGUCUCAGGUGGGUCCAGCCGUCGUGGGGGUUGGGCCGGCCAGGUUGUCAUCCUGCUAACCAGUGUCGAUUUCGGACCCUCGGGUCAUCACCGCGGAAAAGAGGGAUUUUGAUGCCAAUUCUCCCACUGGGCCUCAGCAAGGACGAUGUGGAGAAAGCCCGGACUAGAGCCAGCAGGAGCACCUUCCAACAGAACAUGGAGAGGUACAUGGAGAAGCGCUCAGAUACCCGUCUCGCGCAGCUCGUUGGAGGCGCCGAUAUUGAUGCGAUUGACGUCAACGCAGAAAACGGAGCGUCAGAAAGCCUGAGACAUCCGAAACCUUUCAACAUCAAGAGCCAAAUCAUUCUGGCCGUGUAUGACAUGGCAUAUGACGAAGAGAAGAUGAUGCCAAAUGGGCGUUCCGAAGCUGAGAACAGGCUUUUUGCGACAAGCGUGAACAAUUUCACAGUGGAAGAGUUUUCUGAUUGCUUUUUGAGGAUGCACAGUGAACUCGAGAAGGACUCUAUAUGGGGAAAGCUGCGCACCAUGUGCUUCUUGCCAUUUGGAAUCUUGGGGGCUGCAGAGGCACGAGAUGUCAGAGCAGCCGAAAGGAGUUGCAUAUGGAGAGCGCAACUGGAAUCUGUAUAUCAAGCUACAUGCAAUUCUAUCGGCAUCAGCCUUUUUCUGAUUCCACUGGCGGGGCCUUUCCUCGGAAAAAUCUGCCACAUGUUCAUGGGCUUCCCUGGUUGUGUCUACGCAGAGGGAACCAUUGCGCGAUACAGCUUUUUCGCUACAAUGCCUGAUCCUGAAACUGGCAACGACGCUGUUAUUUUGGAAGUUGGUUUCUGGAGUCGAGCGUCCUACGGCCUCUGCUACCUGCGUGUCGCUUGCGCGGGAGCGGCUGUUGCACUGAGCCCAAGUAUGCCAGAUGGCUGCGCGCCGGAAUCUGAAGGGUUGAAUUGA
This is a messenger RNA of Symbiodinium sp. CCMP2456, 975 nucleotides long. The record is from the annotation of a GenBank genome assembly. Lineage: Eukaryota; Dinophyceae; Suessiales; Symbiodiniaceae.